Molecule: messenger RNA, 900 nt
Organism: Thlaspi arvense
Lineage: Eukaryota; Viridiplantae; Streptophyta; Magnoliopsida; Brassicales; Brassicaceae
Source: the annotation of a GenBank genome assembly
AUGGCGAAUCUAACUCUAGAGCUCAUCAUCAACUCUGCAAACAACCUUAAAGAUGUCAAUCUCAUCACAAAAAUGGACGUUUACGCCGUCGCUACCAUUUACGGCGACGACACCCAAAAGAACCAGAAGAUGAAAACAGCUAUCGAUCACUCCGGUGGCCCUAACCCAACUUGGAAUCACGGCGUCAAGUUCUCCGUCAACGAGAGGUUAGCUCGUGACGGUCGUUUGACUCUCGUCAUAAUAUUGAUAUCUCGUCGUCAUGUCCUUGGCGACAAAGAUAUCGGAGGAGUUAACAUCCCGCUACUUGAGCUGUUGGAUUCCAUUACGCCGUCAACUAACGGUGACGGUAACGGUAAGGAGAUGACGUUUGUGACGUAUCAGGUGAAAUCUCCGUCGGGGAAACGGAAAGGCAAUUUGACUUUCUCGUACCGGUUUAAUACGCCGCCGAUUAGACCGGAUUCUCCAGCGAUCGCUCACCCUCCGCCGCCGUCUAGAUUAGGUUACUCAUCUGCUUCACCACUGUCGCAAAUUGAGCGUUCGCCUUCAGCUCGACUGGAGCCCUUAGUUGAAUAUCCCCAGCUGUCUCAGCCGCCGCAUCAGAAAUAUUCCGACCAUCAGAAACUUCCCGACUCCGCCGGCUCGCGCUUUGAUCCUCUUCCAAUAUCCUACGGCGCUGGUUCAUUGCCUUAUCAGAAACCCGGUUACGCUUACCACCACGCGCCACCGCAGCAGUCGUGUUACGCAAACUUUGCGCCGUCAGCACCGAACCACCAUGGGUAUGGACAGAACGUUUAUGCGCCGCCGUCACCGGCGGGAUAUGGACACGGAUACCCAUCGCCUCAACAGCCGAGGGGAUUGGGCUUGGGCUUGGAUUGGGGGCUGGGCUUUUGGGUGGGCUGA